Molecule: messenger RNA, 1287 nt
Organism: Anopheles maculipalpis
Lineage: Eukaryota; Metazoa; Arthropoda; Insecta; Diptera; Culicidae
Product: isovaleryl-CoA dehydrogenase, mitochondrial
Exons: 3
Coding region: 1-1287 (428 amino acids)
Biological process (GO): L-leucine catabolic process
Cellular component (GO): mitochondrion
Molecular function (GO): 3-methylbutanoyl-CoA dehydrogenase activity; flavin adenine dinucleotide binding
Source: RefSeq, a predicted model, not a curated record
AUGUCAGCAAUGCGUAGCUUAACGUCUGUGGCAAGGUUGUUGUCCGGACGGGCACCAAACCAACGAUUUUGCUGGGGUGGUUCCAUGACCGUACCGGCCCGAUCGAUGCAACACUAUCCGAUCGAUGAAUAUCUGUUCGGAUUGACGGAAGAUCAGCAACAGCUACGCCAAACUGUGUUCAGCUUUGCACAGAAAGAAUUAGCUCCUUUUGCGCAGGAGAUCGACAAGCAGAAUGAGUUCAAGGAAAUGCGCAGCUUCUGGCGCAAGCUUGGUGAACUAGGAGUACUCGGCGUAACGGUGAAGCCAGACUACGGUGGUCUAGGUGGAUCAUACCUCGAUCAUUGUAUCAUAAACGAAGAACUUUCACGCGCCUCCGCUUCAGUAGGCCUGUCCUACGGUGCCCACUCGAAUCUGUGCGUCAACCAGAUCCAUCGCAAUGGUACGGAAGAGCAGAAAGCACACUAUCUUCCCAAGCUGUGCAGCGGUGAGCAUAUCGGUGCACUGGCCAUGUCCGAAGCCGGUUCCGGCAGUGAUGUCGUGUCGAUGAAGCUGCGUGCCGAUAAGCACGGUGACUAUUACGUGCUCAAUGGUAGCAAGUUCUGGAUCACCAACGGUCCUAUCGCCGACACGUACAUCAUCUAUGCGAAAACGGACAUGAGCGCUAAACCGCAACACGGUAUUACGGCGUUCAUCGUGGAGCGGGGUACGGCUGGAUUUUCGCAGGGUCCAAAGCUGGACAAGCUUGGCAUCCGUGGUAGUCCAACCGGAGAGCUGAUCUUCGAGGAUGCUAAAGUACCGGCCGCCAACAUUCUCGGAGGCUUAAACAAGGGUGUGUAUGUGCUGAUGUCCGGGUUGGAUUUGGAGCGUCUAGUACUGGCCGCAGCUCCCGUUGGACUCAUGCAGGCAGCGUGCGAUGUAGCGUUCGAGUAUGCGCAUACGCGAAAACAGUUUAACACACGUAUCGGCGAGUUUCAGCUGUUGCAGGGUAAGAUGGCUGACAUGUACACGACGAUGAAUGCGUGCCGGGCGUAUUUAUACUCGGUGGCGCGGGCCUGUGACCUGGGAAAGGCUAAUCCGAAGGAUUGUGCCGGUGUAAUUCUGUACUGUGCGGAGAAAGCGACUCAGGUGGCGCUGGACGCGAUCCAGAUUCUGGGCGGUAAUGGAUACAUCAAUGACUAUCCGACCGGGCGCAUCAUGCGUGACUGUAAGCUGUUCGAAAUUGGCGCUGGAACGUCCGAGAUCAGGCGUAUGGUAAUCGGUCGCUCACUCAACAAGGAGUACCAGUGA